AUGCCUUAUCGCAUUGAAACUGCUCGCCAAGGCCGAGCUGGCUGCAAGAGCCCGGAGUGUAUUAAGAAGCAGGUCAAGAUUGCCAAGGGCGAACUCCGCAUUGGUACCUGGAUCGAUGGUCAGAGCUUCCAAAGCUGGGCCUGGCGCCACUGGGGCUGCUUGACUCCCAAGAUGAUCGAGAACAUUAAGAAUUCUCUUUCUGAUGAGAACGAUACCUCCGAGCUCGAUGGCUACGAGGAGCUUGAUGUCGACGACCGGGCCAGGAUUGACAGGGCCCUUAAGAAUGGCCACGUUGACGAUGAGGAAUGGAAUGGCGACGUUGAAUUCAACCGACCUGGAAAGACGGGCAUGCGUCCUCGUGCUACCAAGGCCAAUGCUAAGACUGAGGAGUCAAAGGAAUCCGAGGAGUCAUCUUCUGUUGUCAAGCAUGAGCUCUCUGACGCUGAGGGUGCUGAGGACCAGCCCAAGAAGAAGCGUGCUCGCGCCAAGAAGGCCACAGACAACGACACUGCUAUUUCGGAUGCUGCCGUCACUGAGAUUGCCACCGCUGAGAGCGAGCCCAAGGCGUCUAAGAAGCGUGGUCGCCCUGCCAAGAAGGCGUCCGAGGAUGAGUCCAUUGAUACCACUUCUGAGGUGAAGGCUGAGAAAGUUGCCCGUGGCAAGAAGCGUACCCAGGAUGAGGUUGACGCUGCUAAUGCGGAGCCCAAGUCGCAGCUCCGACGAUCUCUUCGAAACCGCAAGACCACUGCUACCAAUGCUGACGGCGAAUCCGAGGAGGAACACAAGAAAGAGACGGCUCCUCAGAAGAAGCUUAAAAUUACCUUUUCUGCCGCUACCAAGGAAACCAAGAAACGUGCCACUGGCGGUAAGAAGGUUGCUGACAAGGAUUCCGACGAGGAACUCAAGAAAGAGACGGCUCCUCAGAAGAAGCUUAAGAUUACCUUUUCUGCCGCUACCAAGGAAACCAAGAAACGUGCCACUGGGGGUAAGAAGGUUUCUGACAAGGGUGCUUCUGCCGCUGAGAAGGAGGGCGAACCCGCCAGUAAGAAGGCGGCUGUUCCUGCCGACGCGUCCAAGAAGCGCUCUCCCCCACGAAGAAAUGCCAUUACUAACGGCAAGACCGCGAAACGUGCCAAUGGUACGAAGGCUGCCAACGGGUCAAAGAUCAAGAAAGGGCCGAAAGGCGUCAAGGAGGAGCAGCCCGCUGAGGCCACGGAGAAGCCAAAGCGCACCCGCGGCGCCAAGAGUGUCAAGGAGACCGCCGAUGCUCCCGACAAGAAGGCCAAGGCCACCCGCAACCGCAAGGCCGCUGCCACUGAGCCCGCUGAGGAGCUGACCAAGAAGGGCAACAAGGAGACCGCGAAGAAGACCCCUGAGGGCACCGAUGCCGGCAAGGGGAAGCCCAAGCGUGAUCGCAAGGCUGCUGCCGCGAAGGAGUCUUCUGAGGGCUCUGAGGACAAGUCCGCGGGCAGCGCUGAUGACAAGCCCCAGAACGGACAAAAGGAGGAUUCUCCUUGA
Messenger RNA from Penicillium bovifimosum, 1518 nucleotides. RefSeq names its product PARP-type zinc finger-containing protein. The record is from RefSeq and is a predicted model, not a curated record. NCBI's taxonomy places the organism in Eukaryota, Fungi, Ascomycota, Eurotiomycetes, Eurotiales, Aspergillaceae. The transcript is spliced from 6 exons. Bases 1 to 1518 code for a protein of 505 amino acids. Gene Ontology annotation, molecular function: DNA binding; zinc ion binding.